Molecule: messenger RNA, 2523 nt
Organism: Aspergillus welwitschiae
Lineage: Eukaryota; Fungi; Ascomycota; Eurotiomycetes; Eurotiales; Aspergillaceae
Product: transcription factor domain-containing protein
Exons: 5
Coding region: 1-2523 (840 amino acids)
Biological process (GO): regulation of transcription by RNA polymerase II; DNA-templated transcription
Cellular component (GO): chromatin
Molecular function (GO): RNA polymerase II cis-regulatory region sequence-specific DNA binding; zinc ion binding; DNA-binding transcription factor activity, RNA polymerase II-specific
Source: RefSeq, a predicted model, not a curated record
AUGACUGUUGACAUGAAGAAACCACAAGCUAACCACUCACGAGAGAAGCGUUAUCGCUGUUCUAUGGCAGGGUGUGGCAAGGCCUUCACCCGGUUGUCUCACCUGCAACGACACUCGCUGAACCACUCUGAGACCCGCUGGGUCUGCGGUCGAUGCAAUGCCUCGUUCAAGAGAUUAGACCUGCUGGAACGACACAAAGCCCGCCAUACGAUGAAGGAUGGUCUGGCCGGUGGUGCAGGGCUAGGCAUCCUCCAGACACGCCGGAAAACUAUAUCUGGCUUCCAUACGGCCGAGGAUUCACACUCCCCUUUGCCUUCGCGCCUGGUGCAGGAUACAGACAAGGGUGAGCCUUCCAUAGAACCGGCAUAUCCUCCUUCCUCUUGUCACAUCGAUACCCAAAAUCAACGUGGCGGCACUGGUGACGAUGUAUCUGCGGGUCAGCAACCAUCCGAGCGCAGUCCCCGUAGCUCACAUUCAUUACUGGAUGCAGCGCAUGUGGCAGAUGUAACGAGUCCCCCCAUGAACCUGGAUGAACUGACCAAUAUGUAUUACGAUACUUCCUUUGAUUCGGUGCAUUUUGAUGUAAUGGGCUUGGCUUGCUCGCCUCCAGCCACAGGUCAGACUCUACCCCAUAUCGAAGUAGAGGACCAGAAUCAUCAACAAGAGAUACAGCAACCAUCCCCUACCCCUGACAGGCCGUUUAGCCUGAACUGGGCAGAAAUCCAGUCCAGUCGUUCAGGUGUGGCCAUCCCAAGACAGGAUACUGAGUCGGCAUGCGAUGUGCAACAUACCACGAAUAUCGCCCCACAACCAUACGAUCCGUUGUGUCUCCAACCCCUGGUACACGUUGUGGACUUACAGACUUCGGAGAAUGAGGAGGCACAAGGUGCCAGUCUCCAUCCGAGUGGCAGAAUCGCCCUUUCCAUUUCCAAACGAGACGAUAUUCUCAGGCUACUAUCUGAAAUACGGCCAGUAACACCAGAAGGCAUCAUCAUUGAUGGCAAUACAGCGCUAUUGUCGAUGGAUAACAUGCAUGAAUAUAUCAGUCUUUUCUUCCGCUUUUUCAACUCAUCCUACCCGAUGGUGCAUGUGGCGACGCUGGACAUAGAAGGAGGAGACCCUAUCUUUUUACUCUCCAUAAUUAUUCUAGGACAGACAUACAAAAACAAAGACACACACCAACUGUCCGUGUACCUAUACGAUGCCCUUGUGCCGUAUAUCCUUAGCGGACUGAUGAGCGUUCCGAUCCCCGAUUUACCGAUACUUCAGUCUUUUCUCAUUCUUGAAUGCUAUGGCAUGUAUCGAGCUGGCCCGUAUCAGCGCGAAAACGCUAUGUUGAUUCACACCCUUUUGUUUGGUGCCAUUCGGCGGGUAUCCCGAUACCACGUCCGUGGGGGGAUUAUGCUCCCUAGUCAUCUAGUCCAACCCGAACUGGGCUGGAAGGACUUCGCCUAUGCCGAGCAAUAUAAAAGAUUAAUCCUCUUCGUCUUCAUGUGGGAUACGCAAAACGUAUCCUGCUACUCCGCGAUGCCCAACAUGUCCACGCACAAUAUCCAAGUCCCGCUUCCAUGUUCCCAAGAUUUGUGGGAAGCGCCCAGUGAGGCAGCCUGGGAACAAAUCCGGAAAUCCCACAGGGAGCCAGCAUGCUUUAACAAUAUGAUCAAACACCUGGUUCAAGAUGGAGAUAAAUUCCAAAGCUUGCCGAUGGACAGGUUAUCGCUCACGCUGGUUCUGCAUGGGAUUAUGUCAAUGUGUAACGAUAUUGCGCAUUUCGAUAACAGGUCUAUCUAUCUGAGCGACAUAGACCCCGGCGGGGAGCCAUGGAGACCAUGGCGACGGAGGAUGGCCCAUGCCCUGGAGACGUGGAAGGCACACUACGACGCUUACACCAUGAACCUGUUUCAGAGCAUGGGCGAUGGCUGGGCCCCAGGAAGUAAUCACAGGCAAGAAAGUGUUGCCAUUCUGGCACUGUACCAUACCGCACAUAUCGUAAUCAACUGCGAAAUUCGUCACCUGCAGGCUGCUGCCGGUGCUAAAGCUAUCUUUGGACAUAUGGUGAUGCCAGAAGAUCGCCAUAUGAGUGAAAACUGGGUUAGGGAUUGGGUCUGCACAGAUGCGACCGCCGCAGAUCAGGCAGCAUGGCAUGCGGCGCAGAUGAUUCGUGAGGGAAUUCUCAAUUUGAAAAAUUGGGAUGUGAACGGUGUAUUCCAUUACCCAUGGUGCUUGCUGAUAGGGACGCUGACAUGCUGGGCAUUUCAUCACUUCGGUAGCGGGAUAUCGGAUUCCCGUGAGAUUUGUAGACAUCCAGAUGAGAGAGAGAUGCACCAGGCGCAGUCUAGAAUGCUGAUGAACCACAUGGUCUCGCUAAUGGGGUCCGUAUCUCCGACGCAUAUUCGCCGCACUCUGGGAAAGUGCUGUACGCAUGGUCUUACUGUUGAAGUCGCCCGGUACUUGAGGACUGUGCGCUGGACUGCGGCAUUCGAGGCUAUGAAGCUGCUGGUUGGGUUGUCAACAAGGUCCUGA